Messenger RNA from Panthera uncia (snow leopard), 6519 nucleotides. It is a transcript of the gene GTF3C3, whose product is annotated as general transcription factor IIIC subunit 3. The record is from RefSeq and is a predicted model, not a curated record. Gene Ontology annotation, biological process: transcription by RNA polymerase III. Bases 112 to 2766 code for a protein of 884 amino acids. Gene Ontology annotation, cellular component: transcription factor TFIIIC complex. The transcript is spliced from 18 exons. Gene Ontology annotation, molecular function: protein binding. Lineage: Eukaryota; Metazoa; Chordata; Mammalia; Carnivora; Felidae.
CGCCGCGUCGCUUUUCUCGCGCCGGGGGGUUAGGUAAAAUCUAGGAAGUCUCGCUUUUUCCGGUUUUCUGUCCUGGUUCUUGUUGCUGCGUAUUCGCACCCCGAAGCAGGAAUGUCGGGUUUCAGCCCAGAGCUCAUCGACUACCUGGAAGGGAAGAUCUCCUUUGAGGAGUUCGAAAGGCGGAGAGAAGAGAGAAAAACCCGCGAGAAGAAAAGUGUUCAGGAAAAAGGAAAGUUAUCAGUUGAAGAAAAUCCACAUGACUCUGAAGUUCCAUCAUCAUCAGGAAUUGACUCCAGCAAAUCGCAGGACAAUGAGGUCAAUGAAGGAGAAACAUCAGAUGGAGUCAGUAAAUCAGUUCACAAGGUCUUUGCUUCCAUGCUUGGGGAGAAUGAAGAUGAUGAGGAGGAAGAGGAAGAAGAAGAAGAAGAGGAAGAAGAAACACCUGAGCAACCCACUGCAGGAGAUGUGUUUGUAUUGGAGAUGGUUCUCAAUCGUGAAACCAAGAAGAUGAUGAAAGAGAAAAGACCUCGAAGUAAACUUCCCAGAGCUCUGAGGGGUCUCAUGGGUGAAGCCAACAUUCGCUUUGCUCGAGGAGAACGAGAGGAGGCGAUAUUGAUGUGCAUGGAAAUCAUAAGACAAGCUCCUCUGGCUUAUGAGCCAUUCUCUACUCUGGCCAUGAUAUAUGAGGACCAAGGUGACAUGGAGAAGUCUCUGCAGUUUGAGUUGAUUGCUGCACAUUUAAAUCCCAGUGACACUGAAGAAUGGGUUAGAUUGGCAGAAAUGUCUCUGGAACAAGAUAAUAUUAAGCAGGCUAUUUUUUGCUACACAAAAGCUCUUAAAUAUGAACCUACUAAUGUCCGUUACCUGUGGGAGCGAUCAAGCCUUUAUGAACAAAUGGGGGAUCAUAAAAUGGCGAUGGAUGGUUAUAGGCGUAUUUUAAACCUUUUAUCUCCAUCUGAUGGAGAACGUUUUAUGCAGUUGACUAGAGAUAUGGCAAAGAGUUACUAUGAAGCCAAUGAUGUUACUUCAGCUAUUAACAUAAUUGAAGAAGCUUUUUCAAAACAUCAGGGUCUUGUUUCCAUGGAAGAUGUUAAUGUAGCAGCUGAACUAUAUAUUUCUAACAAACAGUAUGACAGAGCUUUGGAGGUAAUAACAGAUUUUUCUGGAAUUGUGCUGGAAAAAAAAACUACAGAAGAAGGCACUUCAGAAGAGAAUAAAGCUGGUGAAAAUGUUACCUGCACUAUACCUGAUGGUGUGCCAAUAGAUAUCACAGUGAAGUUGAUGGUCUGCCUUGUACAUCUCAACAUUCUUGAACCACUUAAUCCUCUCUUGACAACACUAGUGGAACAGAAUCCUGAAGAUAUGGGAGACCUCUAUCUAGAUGUUGCUGAAGCUUUUCUGGAUGUUGGUGAAUAUAAUUCUGCACUUCCCCUCCUUAGUGCACUAGUCUGCUCUGAAAGAUACAACCUCGCAGUAGUUUGGCUUCGGCAUGCAGAAUGUUUAAAGGCCUUAGGCUAUAUGGAACGCGCUGCGGAAAGCUAUGGCAAAGUGGUUGAUCUGGCCCCCCUUCAUUUGGAUGCAAGAAUUUCACUUUCCACCCUUCAGCAGCAGCUGGGCCGUCCUGAGAAAGCUCUGGAAGCUCUGGAACCAAUGUAUGACCCAGAUACUUUAGCACAGGAUGCAAAUGCUGCACAGCAGGAACUGAAGUUAUUGCUUCAUCGUUCUACUCUAUUGUUUUCCCAAGGCAAAACGUAUGGUUAUGUGGAUACCUUACUUACCAUGUUAGCCAUGCUUUUAAAGGUAGCAAUGAAUAGAGCUCAAGUUUGUUUGAUAUCUAGCUCCAAAUCUGGAGAGAGGCAUCUCUACCUUAUAAAAGUGUCAAGAGACAAAAUAUCAGACAACAGUGACCAAGAGACCGCAAAUUGUGAUGCAAAAGCAAUAUUUGCUGUACUCACAAGUGUCUUGACAAAAGAUGACUGGUGGAACCUUCUGUUGAAGGCCAUAUACUCCUUAUGCGACCUAUCCCGAUUUCAAGAGGCUGAGUUACUUGUGGAUUCUUCACUGGAAUAUUAUUCAUUUUAUGAUGACAGGCAAAAACGCAAAGAAUUAGAAUACUUUGGUCUGUCUGCUGCAAUACUGGACAAAAAUUUCAGAAAGGCAUACAACUAUAUCAGGGUGAUGGUAAUGGAAAAUGUCAAUAAACCUCAGCUCUGGAACAUUUUCAAUCAGGUUACCAUGCACUCCCAAGAGGUACGACAUCAUCGCUUCUGUCUUCGCCUAAUGCUGAAAAACCCAGAUAAUCAUGCCCUGUGUGUCUUAAAUGGACACAAUGCAUUUGUAUCUGGUAGUUUUAAGCACGCACUUGGACAAUAUGUGCAAGCCUUUCGCACCCAUCCCCAUGAACCUCUCUAUAGCCUCUGUAUAGGCCUAACGUUUAUUCACAUGGCCUCUCAGAAGUAUGUAUUAAGGAGACAUGCUCUUACUGUGCAGGGCUUUUCCUUUCUUAAUCGAUACCUCAGCAUACGUGGGCCUUGCCAGGAAUCAUUCUACAAUUUGGGCCGUGGCCUUCACCAGCUGGGGCUGAUUCAUCUUGCAAUCCACUAUUAUCAGAAGGCCUUGGAUCUCCCUCCACUUGUGGUAGAGGGUAUAGAAGUUGACCAGUUAGACUUACGAAGAGAUAUUGCCUACAACUUGUCUCUAAUUUAUCAGAGCAGUGGGAAUAUUGGAAUGGCUCAAAAGCUUUUGUAUACCUAUUGCUGUAUAUAAAGUACCUCAGCUGAGAAAGAAGCAUUGGUGCUGUGUGUGGACCAAUAUUUUCUGUCUAAGGGCUAAGUAUUAACUAAGUAUUAACCUGAAAUAGAAAUGACAGUUUGAGAAUUAUCAUUGUAUUUAAUUUUUAAUAUGUGAUAAUGAUCUUUUGAUAGAUAUGCAAAAGUAUCAUUCCAAGAGUUUGUACAUUGUUCUAUCAUUUUCUUUUAGCAUUAUUUUUAGUAAAAUUGUCCCCAAAGGUGAAAUGGAGAAUGUUAGCCUUUAAGCCAGCUUUGAGCUAAAUGUGCUCAUUUUUUACUCAUACCAUUUAUUCAUCUGUGCAUUCAUUACUAUGUAUUAAACACCUAUGUACCUUGGAAAUAUAGUAAGACAGAUGUGACCUCUCAAUACAGUUCUCUAAAUACAGAACUUGAGCAAUAUAUUCAUUUGAAAGAAAUGUUUGCUACAUUUCUACCUACAUUAUCAUUGACCUUUCCAUUUCUUAGUGCCCUGUUACUAUUGCAUGGGCAGUUUAUCAGGUACAUAGAAAAGGAUGUUAUUGAAGGAAAGACAAGUUGGGACUCUUUCUCAUAUCAGCACAAUUAUGUAAUUGACUUAGCUCCUAAGAAAAUUAUUUGAAAUGGUUAUAUAGUAGGAAGACACAUAAUUGAGUUAAUCUUUUACUUUUCACCUCCAUGUGUCUUAGUUGUAUAGAUUGCUGGGCAUAAUUCAGAACAUCCUGUUCCAAGACAAAUUAAAGAAUGCAUUACAUGUGUUGGUGGCUUUCUGACAAAAAAAAAAAUGUAGAAUAGAGAGGACCACAUUUAAUAAUAUGACCUAAUUUGCAUUUCAAGAUCACUAGGAAUGUAGGAAGAUUAGAGAAUUCUAUGUAUGGAGUAAAGUAUUGCUGUGAUAAAGUUAAAAAAAUAGAUGAAAAUUUUUUACUUAAAUACGUUAUGUUCUUGAAUCUAAGAUAACAAUAGUUUUAAGAUAUACUUUUGGUUUACUAACAGUUUUUGAGAGUUUCUUUUUAGGGGAAAAAAUGCUGUAAUAAGUGUGUGUUUGGAUUAUAUGACGUAUUCUAAUUGUGAGAGGGAAACACGUAUGAGACUUAGGAUCAAAGAAAUAGUAUGAGGGCUUUUUAGGAAUUCUUACCACUACAAAGUAGUUGAAAAGCAAAAUUUGUAUAUAAUAAGUAAAUGUAUCAUGUAUUCUGUGUGUGUGUGUAUUUAAAUGUGUAUAUAAUUUAAAUAAAUUGUAUUUUUAUAAUUGUUUUACAUGCUUAUAUAUUUUAUUUCAUGCCAUUUGCAGGUAAUGAUGAAGUUAACUGAUAGAGUAUAAGUUAGAUUUGCAUCUUGGAAUCUUAGGGAAUUGAGUAUUCUGUGUUCUGAGUUUUUCUCUUGAAUUAAACUCAACUGGCUGUGACUCCAGUUGAUCUCCUGAACAGCCUUGGAGGAAAUAAUAAAUCUCUCUAGCAGUCUUCUAAAAAAAAGUUGAUAUUGCAUGAAUUUGUUUAGCAUUUAAAAUCAUAGCUACCAUUGCUGAGUGUUUACUACGCUACUCUGUGCCAAGUACAGUGCUGGAUACUCUAGAUACAUGAUCUCUGGUCCUCUCAGAGAAUCACCUGCAAGGUAGGUGUUAUGGUUGGUCUUACUAUUAUCAUCUCCAUCUUAUAGAUGAGAAAUUAAGUAGCAUGUUGAAGAUCACUAGCAAGCUCCUUGCUCAGAGACAUUCCUUCAUGGGAACACAAUUCCAGUUCAGAGUUACAACAUAAAAAUUGAGCAUAAAUUUAUUUUAGAAAAAAAAAGGAGAAUGGCAGUUAUAUUUUCUAUCCUCCAGGACUUCAGCUUAUUAAAAGCCCUGUAGUAAACAUCUUCGGGGGUCUUUUUAAAAGCUGAUACUCACUUUCUUAUCUACCAUCCUCACUCCAGCCUUGGAAUUCUGACAGCCACUUUAAUACAAUGAGAUUGUUUUCUACUGGUCACUGUUGAUUCAGCUGGGAGUCUGCUCCUAUACCAAGUUGGGCCAAUCGAGUUUCCUCGCUCCUUCUCUGGGAAUUUUAGAAUUGAGAUGAAGUCUUGCUGUAGGGUUGGAACAUGAAAGCUAUGAGGACAUUUUCUGCUUUCCCUGUGGGCCAACCAGCAGUUAAACCCUUAUGUUGAGAAAGAAAAAUAGAGCCUAUGCAUUAAGAGAAGCAGAGAUGAGAGAUGGAGAGAAUGCUGUGUGUUCCUAGAGAUUUUCCAGUUUUCCAUUCCCAUGCUUUCUGAAAUUGUGUUCCAACCCUUGGGUUCUUUCUAUAAAUAUAUCCAGUUCUAUAAUUCCACUUUAUACUAGCUGGAGUUCUGUUAUUUGCACCAAAAAUAGUCCUGAUAAGCUAUCAUUCCUUCUUUGUUUUCAUUGAGCAUUCAUGUGUUCUAGCUAUUUUCACAAGAAGGAAGGGCAUAUAGCAACCAGAGACAAUGUCCCAGAGUUAUAAGUAGUGUCAUGAAGUCUAAUCCACAAUAAAGAGGCUUUUAAAAACUUUAGGCAAGAACAGUAGGAAUGUGUCUGUGGUCUGGUGGUGUAAAGUCAACAGUAAGACCAUAGAAUUGUUCAAUUUCUGUGCUUGGGGUAGUUAACACUACAAAAGCACAAUACUCAAACAGGAUGAGGUAGAAAAGUAUGGAAAAGAAGCGGUAAAUCCGAGGCUGUGAUAAGAGAGACCUAUAAAUGUUUCACUUCCAAGUCCAUAGUCCCAAAUCCAGUUGCUGUUAGGUUAUGAAACUGAAAAUUAUAAUUUUGAGGCCUUUUAAAGAAGGAAAUGAUAAAUAAACAAUAUUUGAAGUGGGGAAAAGGUGGAUCCUGGGAACCACAUAAGUAUGAUGUUCCUGACAUGAUUCUAGCUGACUCAAGUGCACAUAGAAGUUCUAUUCCUUAGGAGACCUACUCUGUCUCCUUGGAAGGGGACUUGGUAGCCCAGAGGACUACUACAGUUUGAAUGUAUCUGGAUUUCAGCAGAGUUUUUGAGGACGUCUCUUGGGCUAUGCUUGUGGGUUGGAGAAAUGUGACUUAUUGAUCUGCAAUGGACCAAAGACUACCUACUGGAGGAGUCCCAUGAUGGCAGGCAUGGUCAGGCCCUUGUAUUCCAGACUUGCUCAGAAGCUAAGGCAUAGCUUAUAGUUGCUAAUGGUUGAAGGCAGUCAACUAACCACAUCCCUGUUUACAGAGCUACCCAGAAGUUUCAAGACCAAAAAACUGCCCAAAACCCAAAAACAGGCAAAUGACAAAACAAUUUUAGAAGUUGGGGCACGUGACUGGCUCAGUCAGGAGAUCGUGUGACUCUUGAUCUUGGGUUCGUGAGUUCGAGCUCCAUGUUGGGUGUAGGGUUUACUUAAGUAUUAAAAAAAAAAAAAGUUUUUAGAAGCUAAAAAGCAAAGGGGCAAUUAGCAACUAAAUAAACCAGGGAAGAAUGAAAGCUAAGUGCCCACAGGUGGUGGCAGUAUGCAGCCAGAAGCAAGCUGAUUCAAGCUCAGAGAGGCUCAUGCAUAAGAGAUACAUUCGGUAUCUCCAAAGGCAGCUGAGGUGGGACUAAAAACAGAUGAAGCAGUUGAAAGUCUGUUGAAGCAGGCAGGAGGUGCCUGGGUGGCUCAGGCAGUGAAGCGUCUGACUCAGAUUUUGGCUCAGGUCACGAUCUCAAGAUUGGUGAGUUCGAACUCCGGGUUGGGUUCUGUGUUGACAGUGUGGAGCCUGCUUGGGAUUCUCCCUACGUGCCCCUCCUCUGCUCUUUCUCUC